Closterium sp. NIES-67 is the source of this 483-nucleotide messenger RNA. NCBI's taxonomy places the organism in Eukaryota, Viridiplantae, Streptophyta, Zygnematophyceae, Desmidiales, Closteriaceae. The record is from the annotation of a GenBank genome assembly.
CUACUUGACACCCGCAAUAUCAAUAUCAAAGAUUCACAACGCCUUCCAUGUCCAACUUCUGAAGCCCUAUCGAGACCCUAACACGGUCUUCACCAGACGCCAACCGCCGCCGCCGCCGCCGCCGCCGCCCGUCCUUGUCCACGAUGAACCUGAGUACGAGGUCGAGUCCGUGCUCGCACACCGCCGUCGUCGGAAUGGAACCGUGGAGCUUCUCAUUCGUUGGAAGGGUUAUGAUCCUUCUGAGAACACUUGGGUUCCUGAAUCCGAGAUGGGUAACGCUUGUCGUCCUCUUCGCAACUACCUUGUCAAGCAGGCACCAGACGACCCGACUCCACCACCACCCCCUCCCGCACCCCCGCCUCCCCCGCCGCGGCCCAACCUUGGGGCGGCGGCCCUUCCCCGAACGAAACUGCGCUGCAGCAGCAGUCUCAGCCACUGCGGCAGAGCCGUCGGAGAAGGUUAGGAUCCCCCACUAGCGCUUCC